Messenger RNA from Frankliniella occidentalis (western flower thrips), 1086 nucleotides. Its product is annotated as DNA (cytosine-5)-methyltransferase 3C-like. Lineage: Eukaryota; Metazoa; Arthropoda; Insecta; Thysanoptera; Thripidae. Gene Ontology annotation, molecular function: methyltransferase activity. The coding region runs from base 1 to 1086 and encodes 361 amino acids. Gene Ontology annotation, cellular component: nucleus. The record is from RefSeq and is a predicted model, not a curated record. The transcript has 7 exons.
AUGGGACGAAAGGGUGUCAGGAAAUUUCUCAAUGCUCCACCAAAACGUCACAGGCAUUACGGCCCCACCAAGACCGUACGAGUCCGAAAGCCAUCAGUGGAGGUGCCAACUGAGUCUGUAGGUGAUGCUGGCUGCGCAAUGGACUUCAACGGGUUUGAGGUUGGCAUUACCAGAGACUUGCCAAUGGCAAGGGUGAUUUCUAUGUUUGAUGGAAUAGGAGCAGGCAGAGUAGUUUUGCAACGGCUGAAAAUAGCUGUAGAAAAGUAUUGGUCACUGGAGGUGGAUGAGCAAUGCAUACGCAUACUUAAUGAGAACUUUGAUGAUGUAAUACAUCUCGGUUCAGUAACUGAAUUUGAUUGUGAAGCUGUAAGCAACAUUGGCUGCUGUCACAUCUUAUUAGGUGAGGUUGGCAUGAUAAACUUUUCGAAAGGCGGUUCGCCCUGUGGUGAUAUCAGUAGGCAAGUCACUAUUCAGAGUCAACAAUUAGUCAACCCAAACCGCAAAGGGCUCGAAGAUGUGAGUGGGCAAUCUCACCUUUUUUAUGAUUAUGUCCGUGUUCGCAACCAGCUAAGUGCUGCUGCACAGGCACAGGGAAGGAACUUUUUUUGGUUAUUUGAGAACACAUCCCAUUUAGAAACAAAAGUAAAAGCCGCCAUGUCAGAGGCACUUGGAUGUCGUCCAAUCGAACGAUGUGCUACCAAAUACUCUGCCACAAAACGCAAGCGCCUAUUCUGGUCAAAUAUACCUGGAGUAUACGAAGGGAGGGAGAAAAAUGAGAGGAGAAGGUUACUCCAAGAGUAUUUAGGCCAUGUGCGCACCGCAAUGGUCCCAGUUGCUAAAACCUUUACAACAAACAGGGCAGCACAGAAGAAUGCUAUGGGAUGUCUGCCAGUCUCUUACCAGGGAAAACCCGAGGGUUUAUUUGCCAGGGACUUGGAGGUGUUACUAGGGUUCCCUGCAGGAUUCACUGAUUAUGGUGGAAUGUCAAAUACAGCCCGCUCCAAGCUACUUGGCAGAUCUUGGUCGGUUGAUGUGGUGAUGGCCCUUCUCGCUCCUCUGAAGGACUUUUUCAGACCAGAAGAGUAG